GUCACCUCUAGGUAUAUCCUGCUUCCCAGAUUCACGUAUAUUCUAAGUUAACGUAUCUUGCUUUACAUCUUUCCCUCCAUUCAAAUCACAACGCAGUUACAGAGUUAGCCACUAUGCCUCUGAAACCCCCACCUGCUCCUCCCAUUGCCAUUGUCGGCAUGGGUAUGAGGCUACCAGGUGGGAUAUCAACAGCAGAAGGCUUUUGGGAUCUGCUGGUCAAUAAGAAAAGUGGUAAAUGCCGUGUACCAGACAGUCGCUACCAUGUGGAUGCCUUCUCUGGUGAUCAGACACACCAGCAAAAUGUUGCAACCGACCAGGGAUACUUCCUCGAUGUCGAUAUCAAGGCCUUUGAUGCAGGGUUUUUCAAUUUUCCGAGAAUGGGGUUGGAUAUUACUGACCCUCAGCUCCGACUACUUCUUGAAGUUGUCUGGGAAUGCAUGGAAAGCGCCGGGCAGACAACUUUGUGCAGUACAAACACUGGAGUCUUUGUUGGUACCUUUGGAGAGGAUUGGCACAAUAUUCUUCAUAGAGAUACUUCGACACCGAAUCUAUAUCGAGCUAUUGGCUCUGGCGACUACAGUCUCUCCAAUGUGCUUUCAUGGCAGUAUGAUUUGAGCGGCCCAAGCAUGACCAUCCGGUCAGCAUGCUCGUCGUCUCUAUCGGCUCUUCAUAUAGCUUGCCAAGCCCUGUAUAAUGGUGAUUGCCCAGCAGCUAUUGUUGCAGGCUGUAGCCUGAUCAUGGAUCCUACCAUGACCAUCGACAUGUCGCAAGGUGGCAUCCUUUCUUCCUCUGCAUCAUGCAAGACGUUUGACGCAGACGCAGACGGAUUUGCACGUGGAGAGGCCAUCAACGCGAUCCUUUUGAAACCGCUGGAGGAUGCAUUGCGAGAUGGUGAUCCCAUCCGUGCGGUUAUUCGAUCUACGUCAGUAAAUUCCGACGGCAGGACGACUUCUAUUGGCACUCCAAACCAAGCGGCGCAGACUCAGAUGAUUCGAAGAGCGUACGAGAGAGCAGGGAUUGAGGACUUCUCCAAAACACCAUUCAUUGAGUGUCAUGGAACAGGUACUAUCCGCGGAGACCCGACUGAAGCAGCGGCAGUGGCCAAAGUGUUUGGGGACCGCGGCGCAUAUAUUGGUUCUGUUAAAACAAAUCUAGGCCAUGGCGAAGGCGCCGCUGCUUUAACUAGUAUUAUCAAGGCAGUUCUUUCGCUCGAAAACACAACUAUACCCCCGAAUAUCAACUUUUCGACGCCUAAUCCCAACAUCCCGUUUGAAGAAUAUAAGCUUCAAGUCCCGGUGGAACCCAUUCCCUGGCCCAAGGAUCGGCAUGAGCGAAUCAGCAUCAAUUCAUUUGGUAUUGGAGGAGCAAAUGGACAUGUGAUUCUUGAUUCCGCUGCUUCAUUCGGGGUCAAAACAAAGGCUCUUACAAGACAACCAUCCGAGGUGUCUACUACGGAUCUCGGCGCUAUUUCUAUGCAAGCUUCGGAAAACUCAUCCGAUGAUUCUUCCGAGACCAAAUCCGAAUGGGAAGUCAUCUCGGAGAUGUCCUCGGUGGAAUCAUCCGAAGAUAUCCCCAAGAUACAAGAAAGCCGCUCAUUGAAAAAGAUACUAGCCAAUCGUAUCAAGACAAACGCUGCAGAAUCUGUUAAGAAUGUUGCUAUAGAACGCACUAAUCAGUCGCUUCCGUUUCUUCUCCCAAUCUCAGCUGAGAGUGAACGCUCACUUGAGGGUCGGAUUCAUGAUCUGAAACAAUAUCUUGAUGAUCGGCCAGAGUGUCUUGGUAGCGCAGCCCAUACGCUUAGUCUUCGACGAGUUCAUCUCAAACACCGAGCCUUUGCUGUUACGACAGCAUCCACAGAUGGAUUAUUAGAAUUCGAGCCUCGUGAGAAGGCUUCCACAGCUGUUAGUAGCGACGAUGGUAUCGCAUUUGUCUUCACUGGCCAAGGUGCACAGUGGCCCGGUAUGGGCCGUAGCCUCCUUGCCACAAUCCCUAGUUUUCUUGAAGAUAUCAGAGCUAUGGAUGAGGUCCUUCAACAAUUAACACCGCCACCCGCUUGGAACAUGGAAGAAUUCCUCAGCCACUCCCACCAAACCAAUGCACAAGACGUCAACAAAGCAGAGUUUUCUCAGCCUCUUUGUACAGCCAUCCAAAUAGGAUUGGUUAAUUUCCUAUCAAAAUGCGGCAUAUCACCAAAGGCUGUAAUGGGCCACUCGAGUGGCGAGAUUGCCGCGGCGUAUAGUGCAGGGGCCCUUACAAUGUCCGAGGCAAUUCUCGCGGCGUAUUUUAGAGGACUUGCGACAAAGAGCCCAGAAUGUAGUCGCGGUGGUGGCAUGGCAGCUGUGGGACUGGGCAAGGAGGCAUUUGCAACAUAUGCUAAUGAGGGUGUUCGAGUGGCCUGCGAAAACAGUCCAACUAGCAUCACCAUCUCCGGUGACUUGGAUGUCGUCCACAGUACUCUGGAGGCAAUCAAAUCCGCAGAUGCGGCAGUAUUUACUCGCAUACUUCCCGUUAAUAUCGCAUACCAUUCAGAUCAUAUGAGGAAGAUUGGGCAAAUAUACGAAGAUAUGCUUAAGCCUCACCUGUCAGCUCGCGCUCCAGACUGUCCUUUCUAUUCCACUGUCACUGGAGGUUGUGCCCAGGUCGAGACUAGACUUGACGCCGAGUACUGGCGGCGCAAUUUAGAGUCUCCAGUCUUAUUCAAUACGACAAUGGCAAAGCUGCUGAAUAACGUGCCCGAUGUAUCAACCAUCCUGGAAAUUGGUCCUCAUCCCGCUCUACGAGGCCCUAUCGGCCAGAUCUUGAAGCAAGAUCGACAAAAACACGGGCCAAGUACGAAAGGGUCGCCCAACUAUGUUGCAACUUUACGCAGAGAAGAAACCCCAUGCUCAUCCCUUCUAGUCGCUGUUGGCAAACUAUUUGUUCUUGGACACGAUGUGGAUUUCGCGAACCUUUGCCCUCCAGCGCCUGUUCUGACAGACCUACCUAACUACCCGUGGAAUCGAGACCAAAGGUUUUGGAAGGAGAGUCGUCUUUCAGAGGCCUGGAGACUGCGAAAGCAUCCGCAUCAUGAGUUACUGGGUUCCAGAUGCGCUGAAGCAGCAGAAUCGGAACCUAUGUGGAGAAAUGUGCUUCAUCACUCCGAUGUUCCAUGGCUCGCCGAUCACAAAGUCGAGUCUGAUAUUGUUCUUCCCGCUGCCGGUUAUAUAGCAAUGAUGGGCGAAGCCAUAAGACAGUAUCUAGGCUCCCAAGCUUAUGAGUUGCGGAACCUGAUGAUAAAAUCUGUUCUCUUGGUGCCCCCAAAAAACCCCGUUGAAGUGAUAACAACCAUGAGGCCACUGCGACUUACAGGUCUUUCCAAUUCAGCGUCAUGGUGGACUUUCUCAAUAUCAUCAUUUGAUGGAACGAGCUGGGUCGAGAAUUGUAUGGCUGAAGGCAAGAUAGCCGAGGAAAGAAGCUCCGAAGGUAAUGCGAUGGCUGAUAUUCCGCCGCAUGUACGCCAGGUCCCUACCGGAUACUUUUACAACCAUAUACGCCACCUGGGUCUCAAGUGCGGCCCAUCAUUCCAACUGCUUAACGAUACAUUUGCACACACAACAGACUAUUCCGCCAUCGGUACGCUGCACAAUGAUGUGGCCAAGUAUGAAGCUCCCUAUGCCGUCCACCCGGCUGUAAUCGACGCCUGUGUGCAACUUACCGUUCUCGCCUACUGCAGGGGAAUCUCGCGGGAGCUGAAAAAUCUCGCCCUUCCUGUUGAGAUUCAGCACAUCGUGAUAUAUCCAGGAACAGGCGACCUAGAUGCCAAGGCUACGAUAGCCCCCGAAACAUACGCUGGAACUGCCUUAGCCGCUACCAAGGACGGCAAUCUGGUGGUUAAGCUUGAGAAUGGACUUUAUGUCCCCUUCAACACCGGCCAGCACUUAUCAAACAAAGCCCCUUUGCAUGCAGCGCGCGUGGAGUGGCUCCCAGAUAUCGACUGCCUAGAAAACACCAAUGAGCUACUGACACUUCGCCGAAGCAACAUUGAUAAACUCACGCUUGCUGAAAAGGGAUGUAUUCUUAGCAUCCUACAACUUGUCGACGUCAUGGAGUCUCUCAAAACACCGCUCUCCGGCCACUUUAUCAAAUAUGGUGCGUGGCUGGCUAAAGAACGAAACUUGAUUCUUCAAGGUCAGCCCGAUGAUAUUGAUCCUGAGGCUCGACAGUGGGCAUCCCUGGAUACGGAUGCGAGAGAAAAGUUGUUGGAUGCAUUAGUCGAGCAAGUUUCGGAUCCUGAAAACGCAACGCUAUGCGGAACCAUCAAAAUCUACCAAGCCUUAAGCCGACGUUCAAGAGCUGAACCUAUCUUGACAGGACAGGCGAACCCGUUAGAACUGCUGCUGGAAGAUGACGGAUUGCGUCAUUUCUACGACUUGUUGAACGAGCCAGUAAACAUAGACAAGUUUGUCUCGCUCUGUGCGCAUUCCAAACCAGUGAUGAAGGUCUUAGAGAUCGGAGCUGGCACUGGGGCCAUGUCGGAAGUCUUUCUUAAGAGCCUUGUGUCGGACAGUCGCUUGAGAAUGUAUUCCCAAUAUCUCUUUACAGAUUUAUCUUCCGAUUUCUUUGCUCCCGCAAAGGACCGUCUCAAGGCGUUUGAUCAGGUAGAGUAUAAGGUUCUUGAUAUUGAAACAGAUCCUGCCGAACAAGGCUUUGAACUUGGGUCUUUCGAUCUCAUUAUCGUCUCCAAUGUCCUUCAUGCUACAUCUACUAUACGCGUUGGAUUAGAGAAUAUUCGAGCACUUCUUCGUCCAGGAGGGCGACUAUAUCUCCAUGAACCGGUCUUCUCUAUGAGAUGGAGACUGCUGCACAUAUUUACUGGUCUUCUACCUGAGUGGUGGAUUGGGCAAGACGACGACCGUUCCGAAGAUCCAUGCGUGUCGGUUCAACGAUGGGCGGAUGAACUCGAGUUAACAGGCUUUUCGGGUACUGAUGUCGUCACAUUGGACGAGGAAGAUCCAAAGAAUGCUGUUUGCGCUCAUAUCAUCAGCACGAAUCCUGCACCAGUACCUGACCCAAAUACUAUACUCCUGCUAUAUCAUGUUGAAAAACCUGAGUUUGGAUAUAGACUGGCCGAAGCACUAGAGCAGCAAGAUGUCCCGACUCAGUGGGUGAAGCUUGGCCAUGAAGAUGACUUCAUUGACGGACUAGACACCAUCUCCACGAUUGACCUUGAGGGGCCAUUCUUCAACGAAAUCUCCGAAGAGGACUAUAAGACCUUUUUAGGCUAUCUUGCCAAGUUCAAGAGUGAAUCUGGCAUGUUGUGGCUCACUCGGCCCGCCCAAAUUGGUUGCACGGAUCCUGCGUAUGGAAUUAGCAGUGGCUACAUCCGCUCGAUACGUCUUGAGCUCGGAAUUGACUUUUGGACGCUCGAGCUGGACAAUCUCAACGUAUCAGCCAUAACCUCCACCAUGGCCGUCUGUAAGAAGUUCCGCCAACGGUCUCCUUCGAACGAAACGAUAGAUUCGGAAUAUGCGGUCAAAAAUGGUACUGUCUACACCGGCCGCUACCAUUGGGUAUCAAUAGAAGAAGAACUCCGAUAUGAGCGGAAUAACGACCCAAAGAAGCUCCUCCUUGGCCAGCCUGGAGUUCUUUCGUCAAUGGAGCUGGUUCAUUGUGAUGCCAUCCAGCCGUUGGAUGAUGAGGUGGAGGUAGAUGUUCGCUAUAUGGGCGUGAACUUUAGAGAUGUUAUGGUUGCGAUGGGCAUCAUUAGAAGCUCAACUGAUGACUUUGGCCUGGAGGCUUCUGGAGUCAUCACCAAGAUAGGUAAGGCGGUGGCUGAUCUAAAGGUUGGAGAUCGUGUCGUCGUUCUUGGAGAAAAGAUGUUCACUACCAGAAGGGUCUUGCCAGCCAAGCAUAUACACCGUAUACCCGAGGGCAUUAGCUUGGAAGAGGCGGCCACCAUUCCAGUUGUCUACAUCACAGCAAUCCAUGCUUUAUGCAACCUGGGCAAUCUUUCCCAGGGACAGAGCGUCCUGAUUCAUUCGGCAGCAGGCGGUGUUGGCCAAGCCGCUAUUCACAUCAGUCAGAUUAUCGGAGCUGAGAUAUAUGCUACUGUGGGAAAUGACGAAAAAGCUCAGCAUUUGGUAGAUCAGUUUGGUAUAUCUCGGGAACGAAUCUUCGACUCACGGAGCAGCUCAUUCCGCGACAAUGUUCUACGCGCUACAGGUGGACGAGGUGUUGAUAUCGUACUGAAUUCCCUUUCUGGGGAACUACUUCAUGCUUCAUGGGAGUGUGUUGCUAAGAACGGUAAGAUGAUGGAGAUUGGCAAGCGGGAUAUGCUCGCUCAUGGCCAUCUCGCCCUGGAUGGAUUCCAAUCGAACCGCACAUUCUAUGGCGUGGAUAUUCGCGAUCUUGGGUCUGUGCUACCGAGGUCGAUGGAUAAAUUCGCGGAGCUCCUCGAUAAACGGCAACUGAAGCCAAUCCAGCCUAUCCACGUCUUUUCCAUGGAGCAAGCGCCAGACGCUUUUCGGUUUAUGAAGGCAGGUCAGCAUUUUGGUAAGAUUGUCAUUAAAAUGCCCGAGGCAACAGAGACAAUAAUAGUACGAAAGCCUCAUGAGCCUACCUUGCUAUCACCAACAUCCACCUAUCUGCUUGUUGGAGGGUUGGGUGGCUUAGGAAAAGAGAUCGCCAAGUGGAUGGUAGAAAGAGGAGCUAGAUCCUUCCUUUUCCUAUCACCCUCGGCCAACGAUCGGUCAAAGCACGGAUGCUUCUUCAAAGAGCUAGAGACUCAAGGGUGUCGCUUGACCUUGAUCAGCGGCAGCGUAAUCGACAUGGCGGAUGUCGUGAAGGCUAUCGAGGCUGCACCGACAGCAAUUGCAGGCGUCGUACACAUGCCUAUGACUCUAAGGGACUUGCCUCUUCUUGAAGUCACGUAUGAUGACUGGCGCGCGGUCCAGGAUCCCAAGGUCAAGGGGGCAUGGAAUUUGCACAAGGCACUUUCGACAAACGCCUUGGAAUUCUUCGUCCUCUUCUCGUCCAUUGUAAGCGUAACAGGACACCCGUGCCAGUCAAACUACGCCUCUGCAAACUCUUUCCUAGACUCGUUCGUGCAGUUCCGACACGGCCUUGACCUUCCAUGCUCCGUCAUUAAUCUUGGUGCGGUGGAAGGAAUCGGGAUCCUCGAAUCUCAGCCCCAAAAGCUAAACCAACUCCGACAAUUAGGCGUAUAUAUCCUCCAGGAGGAGCAUGUGAUGCAAGCCUUCCGCAUUGCCAUUCAGAGAGGCUCUAGCGCUGAUGGCCUCCAGCCUGUUGGAUCCCAGAACGCACUAGUAACCAAGUCACAACUCGUGGUUGGCCUACGAACAACGAGGUCUCUUGCCGAGUCAAGAAAUACCAGACUUUUCACCAGCGAUGUUCGGUUCAGUAUGUAUCUUAACCUCGAUACCGAAGACAAGCUGGCCUCGACAGGACAAGACGACGAGCUCCAAGCGCUUUUGCGAGAUGCAGAACAAGAUCCAACCUUGCUCGAUCUCCCGGAGGCCCUGAAACGUACGUCAUGGGAGAUUGGCCUUACGCUUUUCAGAUUCCUCGCAUUGCCGCUGGAAGACUUGGACACUAGCAUGACGCUGCAGUCGAUUGGUGUAGACUCGCUCGUCAGCAUUGAGAUUCGUAACUGGUGGAGAAAGACGAUGAAGACGGAAGUUACGGUUCUGGAGAUCAUGAAGGCUGGUACGAUAAAUGGACUGGGAAGGCUUGCCAUUUCGUCCAUAAAACAGACGCUCGGCAUCGCUGAAGAUGCUGCGCCUGCUGGCGAUGGUGCAUCCGCGAAGGGCUACGUCGCUUCUUCAGCGCCGCCGUGAGUCCUUUCAGGGAGAACGGUCCCUAUUUGAUUAUUUAUAUAGCUAGCUAUAUGGCAGUAGUCGCUCA
Molecule: messenger RNA, 7902 nt
Organism: [Torrubiella] hemipterigena
Lineage: Eukaryota; Fungi; Ascomycota; Sordariomycetes; Hypocreales; Clavicipitaceae
Source: the annotation of a GenBank genome assembly